Messenger RNA from Cololabis saira (Pacific saury), 1602 nucleotides. It is a transcript of the gene mffa, whose product is annotated as mitochondrial fission factor a. Gene Ontology annotation, cellular component: mitochondrial outer membrane; peroxisome. The record is from RefSeq and is a predicted model, not a curated record. The coding region runs from base 195 to 1106 and encodes 303 amino acids. Lineage: Eukaryota; Metazoa; Chordata; Actinopteri; Beloniformes; Belonidae. Gene Ontology annotation, biological process: positive regulation of mitochondrial fission. The transcript has 8 exons.
GCCUGUCAAGAAGAGGGGAGCUUCCUCUCUGCGGAAUAAAGAGAUGUUUCACAGCUACAGCCUGUAUAAUACUUGAACUUUAACAACCAGAAUAUAUAUGUAUACAUAUAUAUUGAUGUUUAAUUGCAUUUAGUAUUUGGUAAAUAAGUUAUCGGAAGCAUUUUUGUGAGAGCAACCUACCACGUCGCAGCCAAAUGAGCGGAGCAGCAUUUCCCUCUCCGACGGUAGAGAUGGCGGAGAUGAACCGUAUCCAUUAUGAGCUGGAGUACACCGAGGGAAUCAGCCAGAGGAUGCGCAUCCCUCAGAAGCUUAAAGUGGCCCCUCAAGCCCAUGAGGACCCCAGUGGUGGAUUACAGGAUUAUCCCUCCAGUGUUAUAAUGCAAGUCCCAGAGAGAAUUGUGAUUUCAGGAGAUACAAAUGACCCUCAGUUCUCCAGACCCAGAGACUUGGACCUUAUCCAGUCAACACCUCUAGAAGCCCUGUCGCUUAAAACUCCACCCAGAGUCCUCACCCUCAGUGAGCGGCCCCUGGACUUCAUGGAAGAGGAGCAGCGGCCAGUUCCAGAUAGUGAGGAGUUGUUGCGACCCCAGGGACGAUUGCGAAGGGAACGCUCAGCCAGCGAGAAUGCAGCAGUUCGUCAUAACAGUCAAUUGGUCCUCAAUGACUCUACUGUGGCCUCACACCCCCCAGCCACUGUCCAACCAUGCCCCUCUGUCACCGUGGCUGAAGAGCAUAACCUGUACAGCGCUAGUGGUGUUCUAUCUUUCAUCCAGUCCACUACACGUCGGGCCUACCAGCAGGUCCUGGAGGUCUUGGAUGAAAACCCACGCAGCAAACCAUCUCUGCGAGGGGGGUCGGCUUCAAGUUCCAACCCCCUGCAUGACUCCAGGCUCGCAUUAUCAACUUAUGAGGCCUCUAUGGAUGGGGCGGGCGAUGACAUGACGGUGGUGGAUGCAACAACAAUUCGGCGUCAGCUGAUCAAGCUGAACCGGAGACUCCAACAUUUGGAGGAGGAGAACAAAGAGCGAGCAAAGCGGGAGAUGGUCAUGUACUCUAUCACUGUCGCUUUCUGGCUCAUUAACACUUGGGUGUGGUUGCGACGUUAAAGAUGGCCUGUAUUUGAACCAUCGGCAUGACAGGAGAACCUACUACUCCUUAUUCAGUGUGUCAAAUUAUUAGCUAAAGAGACCUUGGCACUUGUGUGAGGCCCGUUUCCCACAGGGUCGAUUAUCUUGAUUGUUUUGUUUAUUUAAAACAUGUACAGUUGUUUUUCUGUUGUGGUGUUUUUUUUUGUUUUCUUUUUUUGUUUUGAUUUUUUACUUUUAUUUCAUUUUGUGUAUUCAUUUUCUUGUUUCACUUUUAUUCAGAAUUUACUUGCCCAAUGAUGAAUAUGACUUGUAAAUAUUUGUUCAUGAUACUCAAAGUUUUGGGAACAUUCACAAAUAUUGAACUGCAUAGUUUAUCAAGAUAGAAAGAAAAAAUAAAUAAAACAGUUCAGUGUGUAAACACGCAACUACAUGUAAACAUGUUGAAUAUUUAUUGCAGAGACAACCAUGUGACUUGGACUGGGAAAUGCAAUGCUUAAUAAAACCAUACCUAUCA